Physcomitrium patens is the source of this 743-nucleotide messenger RNA. RefSeq lists its product as uncharacterized. Lineage: Eukaryota; Viridiplantae; Streptophyta; Bryopsida; Funariales; Funariaceae. The record is from RefSeq and is a predicted model, not a curated record.
CACUGAGAACACUCAUCCCAGCAGAGAAAGGAGAGUUUUAGGGUUUGGCUAUCCCGGUCUCUUCGUUAAUGGCCAUUGCGUAAGCUUCUGAUUUCGCCAUGGCGUCAGUAAAUUCCCAACGUCCGGAGCACAAUUUAGAUGAGUGCUCCCUCUAUGGGUCAUGGAUAUUUUCUCUCUUGGGGGCAGCCAUCGCGAUCCCAGUAGGCAUUAAAAAGAAAUCUCUGGCUCCUCUGGUGUUCUUCGGAUCUACGGGUGCCAUGUUGGACAUUGUGCAAAGCUUUGCUGACUGUGAGAGGGAGCGCAUCGAGAAAUUACGAGCGGAGGAGCUUCUUGUGAAGAGAGACCCUGCCGAGCUCUCCCACGUUGAUGACCUCACGUUCAAGGAUGAUUAAGCUAAGACAAUGCACUUCUUAGAGAAAAGAAUAAAACGACAGAAAAGAAAUUAAUUAGCUUUUCGCGGUAGUUUGUGAUUCUACAUACCCGUUUUGCAGAAGAAGCUCUUGUAAACGAGAGGAGAAUCCGGAGACACUUGGGAAGCACAUUUUCCAAGCAUUGAAAAACAUCAGUUUGUUGCUGAUCAUUGUAUCUAGUUACUUAUCUUCUAUUUACGCAGCCGAAUGGGCUCUUCCUGUUGUGUUGUUUUGUAGCAUAUUCUCAACAGGUCUGUCCUGGUGCUCAGGACUCAAUUGUAAGUAGAACACUAACGACGAGUGUCAUCAAGCAGCUAUUUUUUCUAGUUUCAA